AUGGCUCUUGAUUCUGUUGAUGAUGCCUACAAUGGCUGUAGAGAGAACAUGUCAGAAUUGGUGAAGAGUCGUUAUCUGAAUCAGGAGAGAAAAGCGAACAUACAUUUUAAUGAUGGAUGGAAGCUGGCAGAGAAAAGGGCCAAAGCAGAUGAGGGUCUUGAGAAGGAGCAGGCAGUUGCUUUAUGGGUCUACACAAGCAGCCAUCCCAAUGUUUACGCUGAUUUUAACAGGGCUGUUGGUCAUGGUAAAAGAAGUUACAAGAAUGGCACAUUCCAAUACUAUUCCCUUCACUUUCUAUUGACCACUGCCAUUCAGAUUCUCAAAGAAAAGCAAAAAUCUCAUAUGAGGACAUACCGGCGGACCAAGGGCACUUAUGACAACAUCAAAGUAGGAAAAACAAUUCGAUUUGGCAGAUUUGCCUCCGCCUCUUUAGACUACAAUGAAACAAUCAGUUUUGGUGACAAGACUUGUUUUGAAAUUGACACCCAUUUUGGAGCUGACAUAACAAAGUUCUCUGGGAAUGAAGCUGAACAAGAGGUUCUGAUACCACCAUAUGAAAAAUUCAAAGUCACAUCUAUUCAUAAGAAAGAAGAUGAGCCUAAUCUGUGGUGUGAUCUUGUUUAUAAGGUAGAGAGUGACAAUACUCAAAGUAAGCUAAACUGUGCUGUGGCUAACAAAGUUCAUUGA
This is a messenger RNA of Chanos chanos (milkfish), 687 nucleotides long. Its product is annotated as ecto-ADP-ribosyltransferase 5-like. Gene Ontology annotation, molecular function: NAD+ poly-ADP-ribosyltransferase activity; NAD+-protein-arginine ADP-ribosyltransferase activity. Lineage: Eukaryota; Metazoa; Chordata; Actinopteri; Gonorynchiformes; Chanidae. The transcript has a single exon. The record is from RefSeq and is a predicted model, not a curated record. The coding region runs from base 1 to 687 and encodes 228 amino acids.